Monomorium pharaonis (pharaoh ant) is the source of this 4008-nucleotide messenger RNA. RefSeq names its product transcription initiation factor TFIID subunit 4 (gene Taf4). The record is from RefSeq and is a predicted model, not a curated record. The coding region runs from base 29 to 2965 and encodes 978 amino acids. Gene Ontology annotation, biological process: DNA-templated transcription; transcription initiation at RNA polymerase II promoter. NCBI's taxonomy places the organism in Eukaryota, Metazoa, Arthropoda, Insecta, Hymenoptera, Formicidae. The transcript is spliced from 10 exons. Gene Ontology annotation, molecular function: DNA binding; protein heterodimerization activity; RNA polymerase II general transcription initiation factor activity. Gene Ontology annotation, cellular component: transcription factor TFIID complex.
UCAGUUUACAGUUGGAGCUUGGAAGAAAAUGGCGUCAGCUAAGUUUCUGGAGGAGGCUCUUAGCACGGAUGUCGAUGAAUCCGCAGUGAACGCGAUAGUGGGCUCCCUCGAGACGCAGCUUGUGACGUCCACGCCGACCGUUGUUGGCCAUCAGGCUAGUUCCGCGUCGGUUAGCCAGCAGAAUCACCAGGUGAACAGUGCUAUUUCCAACGGGGGCACCAUCACCGCGGUGCAGCCACAGAAACAUGGGGUUUCGAACGGUGGCGGUGCGACUACCGUGAAUAGUCUAAUGACUCAGGAGGUCACCAAGUCGAUCACCACCAGCACUUUGCUGCCCGUGAACGUGGUUACCUCCAACACAGUGGCGCCACAGGUUAUCACCACGCAGCAGCAGCAGCCACAGCCACAGCCACAGACACAGCCACAGCAGCAGCAACAACAACAGCAGCCGCCAGGGAUAUCUUCCGCUACAUAUAUUAAUCAAGUAACGACCAACCAGGUGUCCAGCAAUCAGACACAUAUACCAAGCUUGACCAAGACGCACGAAUCAGUGAAGCUUAUCUAUCCUACGGUCGGACAAGUGAUAGCUACUACGGGGGUGGUAAAUGCAAACAAUAAGCUCUCCUUUCCCGCUCAAACUGUUGGGCAGUUAGCAAACGGUACUUUAGGUAUAACGUCGCAGGCCGUGCUACAGACCACAUCGAACGUUACUAAUGUUGGCUCUGUCAGUCAGGCAGCCAGCCAAACAGUGACCACAGUGAAUAAGCCAACAGGAGCAGCUUUAGUGAUCAAGACUAGUGCAACCCCUGGUAUGGUUUCAGUUCCAAUGUCUGUUCCAGUCUCGGUGGCUGGCAAUGCGGUCAGUACAGCAUUACAGGCCAAGGGUGGGGUUACUUCAACGAUAGUACCCAGUAAUGUUCAAAUUCUCAAUGUAAAUACAAUACGUCCUGCUACGCCUGUAGCAGGACAGCAAGCUAAUAAACAAGUUACGCCAAGAGUAAUGAUUGGACAACAUCAAUUGGUUGGAGCAAGAGCUGGAGGUCCAGGGAUAACAUUGCAGACAAUUCACAGUCUUCAAGCUGGUGCACAAGGUCAUCUGUUAUUAAAAACAGAAAAUGGGCAGUAUCAGUUACUUAGGGUUGGUCCAGCUCCUGCAGGUACUCCCACUGGUACUGCAGUUACACCGAAUAGUAUAACUGGCAAUGCAGUUGUUGCUGCACCAUCUCCAGGCACUACAUACCGCCUAACUUCAGUGCCGACUGUAAGUAGGCUGAAUACUCAGUUCACUGGCCCACCAUUCGCCCUAAGAAAAUCUGUUCAGACUGUUGCUCCUACUGUUACUACAUCUACUUCGACCCCAGGAACAGUGACUACUGCACCCACAACUACUUCCGCACCAGCGGUUACCACUGUUCAAACAGCGCAAACAGCUACGCCGCGUCAAACUACCGAUAAUACCAAAGAAAAGUGCCGUAAAUUCUUAGCGAAUUUAUUAGAGUUAUCUAGUCGAGAGCCUAAAGCAGUGGAACGCAAUGUCCGAACUUUGAUACAAGAACUGAUUGAUACUAAAGUCGAGCCAGAAGAAUUUUGCGACAGACUCGAAAAAUUAUUGAAUGCUUCACCACAACCAUGUCUCAUCGGUUUUCUGAAAAAAAGUUUACCUCUUCUACGGCAAUCGCUUGUUACGAAGGAAUUAGUUAUAGAGGGAAUAAAGCCUCCUCCUGCCCACGUUGUUUUUUCUAUAGCGUCAGCUGUUGUUCCAACAACGCAAACUCAAUAUAGACCUGCAGUAGCAAUGGCAGCAACUGUUCCUGUAACAGCCGCUACUGCAGCUACUGCAACAACACAAGUGAGAGUAAUGACACCGCUUCCAACAGCAGCAACGGCGGCAGCAGCAGUAGUUACAACAACUGUUCCACGACCUGCUCAAUCUAUUCAACAGAGGCUGGUUCGACCAGUAACGACAGUGGUUCGGAGUCCUACCACAGCAUAUGCUGUGAAAUCGACAGUAGCAACAACUGGAAUUCGCCCCACUGCCCCUGUUGUGCAAAAACCACCUAUAGUCACAACCACAGUUGUAAAACCAAUUACUACUACGCAAGGCAAAACACUCAAUACAACCACUACUGUUAAUAAAGCCGUAGUGCCUUCUCUUGUUCAAAAGUCAGCUCCUAAGGAGAAAGAGAAAAAGACGUUUUCAUCAGCAGGAUAUACGGCGGAUGAUGAUAUAAAUGACGUAGCAGCUAUGGGUGGUGUUAAUCUUGCAGAGGAAUCUCAAAGAAUACUCGGUUCUACAGAAUUUGUUGGUACUCAAAUACGAUCCUGCAAAGAUGAAGUAUUUUUGCAUAUGACACCGUUACAACAAAGAAUUAAACAAAUUGCAUCCAGUCAUGGGCUGGAGGAACCCAACCAAGAAGUAGCAGCAUUAAUUUCGCACGCUGUUCAAGAGAGGUUAAAGAAUUUAGUAGAAAAGUUAGCAGUCAUCACAGAACAUAGGAUAGAUCUUAUAAAAGUUGAUCCUAGAUAUGAAGUAACACAAGAUGUAAGAGCGCAAUUAAAAUUUUUGGAAGAUUUAGAUAAAGUUGAACGUAGGAAACACGAAGAACAAGAACGAGAAUUACUUUUACGUGCUGCAAAGAGUCGUGCAAAAACAGAAGAUCCUGAGCAAGCGAAAUUAAAAGCCAAAGCCAAAGAGAUGCAACGCAUAGAAAUGGAAGCGUUAAGGACGAAGGAAGCAAAUUUAACAGCAUUGCAAGCAAUUGGUCCUCGUAAGAAACCUAAACUCGAUACGGCAGAAUCGACCAAUGGCACUCCCGGCACGAAUGCAUCAGUAAGCGGAUUAAAUAGGCAAAUGCCAAUGAGACCACGUUUGAAGAGAGUAAACUUCAGGGAUUUGGUAUUUCUUCUUGAACAAGAGAAAGAAACGUGUAGAAGCACAACAUUGUAUAAAUCGUACUUGAAGUGAUGCACUAUCAAGGGCAGGAACUUUAGUGAUCCGCCCGAAAUCUGGCGCUCUAUCUGCAUGGUCUUGUAUGAGCUGGCCUCGAUGGAUCGUGUAACGUUAUUUUACGUUGCAAUGUUUAGUAAGUUAUUGCAAAUUGCAUAUUACUGCAAUGAAACUUAUUGGGAAUUGGCUUGGGAUUUUGCGUACAUUCAAGGUAAAAUUGUUUCCAUCGUAUCGAUACUAAGCUUCCCUAUUGUAAAUGACUGAACAUUUUUUAACUGUAGUAUACGUUUUUUAAGUGUAACAUAAUAGGUCAUUCUUUAUUUUUCAACACAAAAUCGCUGUAAGGAGUAAUGUGUAUGAGCACAUGUCUCGUGAAUAGUCUAUAUAGUCAUUGCGCGCGCGCGCGUGUGUGCGUAGGAAAGAGGGGGGGGGGGAGAGAGAGAGAGAGAGAGAGAGAGAGAGAGAGAGAGAGAGAGAGAGAGAGAGAGAGAGAGAGAGAGAGAGAGAGAGAGAGAGAGAGAGAGGCGGUGUAAGUGCGUGUGGUAUGAUCAUAUAGAAUAUAGAUCAUAUAUUGUUAUAUGACUGCGUGAAUACAUUAAGUGAGUGUACAUUGUCACUACGUAUAGGCUCGCUGCAUUGUAAUACUUGACCUAUACUUUUGGACAUUGUAGCGCUAGUGUAAAAUAUAAGCAGGUUUUGUUAUAAUAGUAAAUCGUAUUUUUGCAAACUGUAAUGUAAUGUAAUAAUAAUAAUAAUAAUAAUAAUAAUAAUAAUAAUAAUAAUAAUAAUAAUAAUAAUAAUAAUAGUAAUAAUAGUAAUAAUAAUAAUAAUAUUACCGCGAGCACAUUGUCCAAAAAGUAUGGAAUAAUUUGUACAAUAUCUUACACAUAAUUACUAAAUAGUGAUAAUUUCAAUGUUGGUACAACAGAAUAUAGCUACUCUCCACCGGAAGUUGGAAUUGUUAUCAGUAUAUUAUGUUGUAUAUUGCAAUCAACAUUUUCAGUGUUUAUAAAAAAAAUUAGCUGUUACGUUUUUUAUUAAAGAAAUAUUUACAAAACUAA